Lactuca virosa is the source of this 426-nucleotide messenger RNA. The record is from the annotation of a GenBank genome assembly. NCBI's taxonomy places the organism in Eukaryota, Viridiplantae, Streptophyta, Magnoliopsida, Asterales, Asteraceae.
AUGAAUCUUAGCUCCCGCUCACACCAAAUCUGGAUGGUUACCCUGUCUCUUCUGUGUUGCACUUCUAAGUCAUCGGCAGCGUUGUCUGUUGUCUUCUUCUUCACCCACCACGGGUCUAACACCCCACCAGUCCAAGAACAAUAUAGUGUUGAGGAUGUUUGCUUUUUCGAAGUUGUUCACCUUCAAUUGAUUAAUGUGAAUGGGGUUGCAGUCGGUGGACUUGAAGGGUAUUUGGGUAAUUCGAGGUUUUCUUAUCAUGUUACUAAUGGUUAUGGCAAUGGAAUGGAAUCACAAAAGAGCAUUUCAAUCUCUACAAUCAUGGAUUCCAUUCCAGUUUCAUAUCAGUUAAAUGGAACAGUUAUGGAAGACUCUCCUUCAUAUGUGUCGUUUUCUUUUUGGAGUAUCCAAAUCUGUGGAUUAAUAUAA